This is a messenger RNA of Chrysochloris asiatica (Cape golden mole), 1983 nucleotides long. RefSeq names its product SPARC-like 1 (hevin) (gene SPARCL1). The transcript is spliced from 10 exons. NCBI's taxonomy places the organism in Eukaryota, Metazoa, Chordata, Mammalia, Afrosoricida, Chrysochloridae. Gene Ontology annotation, molecular function: calcium ion binding; extracellular matrix binding; protein binding. Gene Ontology annotation, biological process: signal transduction; anatomical structure development. The record is from RefSeq and is a predicted model, not a curated record. The coding region runs from base 1 to 1983 and encodes 660 amino acids.
AUGAAGACUGUGGUAUUUUUCCUAUACAUCUUGGGAGCUGGGGCUGCAAUCCCGACAAAUGCAAGAUUCUUAUCUGAUCAUUCCAAACCAACUACUGAUUCUUUGAGUUCUAGCCAACAAGGUGAAAUAUCAGUAGCACCUGGAAACACUGCAAUUCCUAUUUUAGGGACUGAAGAUUCUGAAAAUGAGAAAGAAAUUGCAAUACCUAUAGAAGAUCAUCCCAACCAUGAGGCUGAAAAUUCUUCCAUACUAAAGUCAAAAGAGGAAAACUAUGAACAAUCAGAAGAUCAGGAACAGAAUCACAGCCAAGAAUCAGGACUGAAGAAUCAAGAGGAUGGUGAUGGUGGCUUGGGUUUGAAUUUGGAAUACAAACCAACUGAAGGAACAUUGGACCUAAAUGAAGAUGACAGUGAGCCUGAAAAUAAAACUCUCCCAGAGAACAUUGACUUCCUUGCUUCUGAUGUUAGUUCCACUGUGGACUAUCACCAACAAGAGAGUAUUACAGAGGAAGAGAAAAGCCUAAUUCAUCAGUUGAACAGAAGCAGCAAAUAUAACCAAGACCUAAACGAUCAAGAAAACCAGGAGCAGGACCCAAAUAUUCCCAAAGGGGCAGAGAAAGAGGAAGAGGAAGAAGAGCUGGAUGCAGUUGGUACUCACAAUGAUAACCAAGAAAGAGAAGAAGAAUUUCCCAAGAAACAUUCUAAUACCAAUCAAGAAGAAGACAGUACCCAGCCUGAGGAAAUUUUGGAAGAGCUCAGUCAACCAACUCAAGUUAGCAAGAUGCAGAAGGAAGAAUCUGUGCAGAGUAACCAAGAACAAGAAGAUAAUUCCAAAGCAGAAUUGGAAGAUGAAAAUGCUUCAAAAAUCAAUAAGCGCGUUCAAGAUACUGAAUGGCAGAGUCAAGAAGGAAAAGCUGACCUUGAAAUUGUCAGCUCCCACAAAGAGGUGGAUAAAAAGGCUGUACCUGAAGCUUUGCUCAUGGAACCAACUGAUGAUGGUAACAGCAUGCCCAGAAAUCAUGAGGCUGAAGAUGAUGAUGAUGGUCCUAAGCACAAUACUGGUGAUGAUUACUUCAUCCCAAGCCAAGACUUCCUAGAGGGUGAAAGAGCUCAACCCAAUUAUUAUCACAUCAACAAUGAGGAGCUAAAGGAAAGAGCCCAUGAGAAUGAGAGUGUUGACAGGAGUGAACCUGGAGAAUCCCAAGGGGCCAAGAAAGCAGAGAGCUCACUGCAUGAAGAUGAAAAUUCCAGUGAAGGUAACAUGAGGUUGGAGGGUGUUGAUUCUUGCAUGAGUUUCCAAUGCAAAAGAGGACACAUUUGUAAAACUGACCUACAGGGGAAACCCCACUGCGUUUGCCAAGAUCCAGUGACUUGUCCUCCAACAAAACUUCUUGACCAAGUUUGUGGCACCGACAAUCAGACCUAUGCUAGCUCCUGUCAUCUCUUUGCUACCAAAUGCAGACUGGAAGGGACCAAAAAGGGGCACCAACUGCAGAUGGAUUAUUUUGGAGCCUGCAAAUCUAUUCCUGCUUGCACAGACUUCGAAGUGACUCAGUUUCCUCUGCGGAUGAGAGACUGGCUCAAGAAUAUCCUCGUGCAGCUUUAUGAACAUAACCCUGAACAUGCUGGAUAUCUAAAUGAGAAGCAGAGGAAUAAAGUCAAGAAAAUUUACCUGGAUGAAAAGAGGCUCUUGGCUGGGGACCAUCCCAUUGACCUUCUCUUAAGAGACUUUAAGAAAAACUACCACAUGUAUGUGUAUCCUGUGCACUGGCAGUUUAGUGAACUUGACCAACAUCCUAUGGAUAGAAUCCUGACACAUUCAGAGCUUGCUCCUUUGCGAGCAUCUCUCGUGCCCAUGGAACACUGUAUAACCCGCUUCUUUGAGGAAUGUGACCCCAACAAGGAUAAACACAUCACCCUGAAGGAGUGGGGGCACUGUUUUGGAAUUAAAGAAGAAGACAUUGAUGAAAAUCUCCUGUUCUGA